Meleagris gallopavo (turkey) is the source of this 2606-nucleotide messenger RNA. NCBI's taxonomy places the organism in Eukaryota, Metazoa, Chordata, Aves, Galliformes, Phasianidae. The record is from RefSeq and is a predicted model, not a curated record.
UCUAACCUAAAGCAUUCUUUUAAAGGUGCGAUUCUAGGAAAAUCUGAGGGUUAGAUCUAAAAUAUGCUUAAUUCAAAUUCAGCAAGGAUGUGUCUCUCAAACUAUUAAGAUUUGAAAAUCUAGCUGCUAAAGAAGACUAUAUGUAAUUUGAAGAUUAAAAUAUAUAAUGAAAAUGGAUCUUUAUGUAUUUUCAUGUAUUUUCUUGAAAGAUAUAAUUUUGCCUAUUUAACAAAAAAUACUUAGAAGAGUUUUUUCUAUUAUUAAACACACUUUAAAAAAUACUGCUGAUAAUAUUGAAAAUCAAACUGCGUCAAUUUUUCCUUUCCUCAUCCCCAUCCCCCCACAGGUCAGUACGAUGGGAAGGGAAAACCUCUGCCAGAGUACCAUGUGAAGAUCUCUGGGUUUGAUGAACGGAUAAUGGUAUUGGAAUCCUUGAGGAAACCCAAGCGCAUAACAAUCCGAGGCAGCGAUGAGCAGGAGCACCCUUUCCUUGUCAAAGGUGGAGAAGACCUGCGACAAGACCAACGCAUUGAGCAGCUCUUUGAUGUAAUGAACAUCGUCCUUUCCCGAGACGCUGCCUGCAGCCAAAGGAAUAUGCAGUUGAAAACUUACCAGGUCAUCCCCAUGACCACAAGACUGGGACUCAUCAAGUGGCUGGAAAAUACCUGUACUUUGAAAGAAUUCCUGAGGAAUAGCAUGACUGAAGAGGAGGACACCAAAUAUAAUAGCCAAAAAGGACCUCGUGCUGCCUAUUCUGACUGGCUGUCCAAAAUGGGUGGGAAGGCACAAGGCUUAUCUCGAUACUCUGCUAUGUACAAAAAUGCAAGCCGCACAGAAACAGUUACUGCCUUCAGGAGCAGGGAGAACAGUGUUCCAGAAGAUCUGCUGAGGAGAGCCUUUGUGAAGAUGAGCACAUCUCCUGAAGCUUUCCUGGCUCUGCGGUCGCACUUUGCCAGCUCGCACGCACUGAUGUGCAUCAGUCACUGGAUACUCGGAAUUGGAGACAGGCACCUGUCCAACUUCAUGAUUAACAAGGAGACGGGUGGCAUGGUGGGAAUAGACUUCGGGCAUGCGUUUGGCUCAGCCACACAGUUUCUGCCCGUGCCGGAGCUGAUGCCUUUCCGCCUGACGCGCCAGUUUGUGAAUCUGAUGAUGCCAGUGAAGGAGUGGGGCCUCAUUUACAGUGUGAUGGUGCAUGCCCUGAGAGCAUACCGUGCGGAUCCCGAUCUCCUCAUCAGCACAAUGGAUGUGUUUGUAAAAGAGCCUUCCCUGGACUGGAAGAACUUUGAACAAAGGCAGCUGAAAAAAGGAGGCACGUGGAUUAAGGAGAUAAACACUGCUGAAGUAAACUGGUACCCUUUGCAAAAAAUCAGCUAUGUCAAAAGGAAACUUACAGGUGCCAAUCCUGCACGAAUCACUUGUGAUGAGCUGCACCUGGGCUAUGAGAAGUCACCUUUUUACAAUGACUUUGCAGCUGUUGCUCGUGGCAGCACUGACCAUAAUAUCAGAGCCAAAGAGCCAGAGGAUGGACUGUCUGAGGAGACCCAGGUGCAGUGCCUGAUAGACCAAGCAACGGACCCCAAUGUCCUCGGCAGGGUGUGGGAAGGAUGGGAACCUUGGAUGUGAGGCUGCUCUUGAAAGUCCAGUCUGAUGAGGGGAGAAACCCUCAUACACAGCUGCAGCCAGUCCAAAUUUUAAGGCCAAGGAGUGAAAAGCCACUUCUAUCAUUGUCGGUUAACUUGACUAAUGCAGGAAAUGUUCUUGUACUCCAAACAGUGAUUUGUUUACAUGGUUCUGUAACCAAACAGCUGUAUUGGCCUCAUGUUAAAAUGGAUGUGGGAAGAACUGGUGAGCUGCAGAGCUUUAGGGGCAGUCUGGAAGGUGCUCCAGUCAUGCAGACCGGAGCAGGAAUUCACACCUUCUACACUUGCAGCCAUCCUUUCAGUGAAAGUGUGUGCUUUGUUCGUUUUUGGUUUUUCUUCCCAAAGAUCUUGCUGGAAACCAUUCUGCAGACGCAUUAUUUGUAAUUAAAAUGGGAAAGUUUUUCUGUCAAUAGAAACUGUAAAGCACGCAAUAUAAUUAAACAGAAAAUAUCUUUUAAUACUAGAGAACACCUGAAGUAUCUGGAUGGCUGCUUCAUUUCUGGAUGAUGAGAAAGCAGUGAUAGCACCAGUUUGUUACAGCGCUUUGGUUUUUAACAUUUAGGCAUUUUGGUCUGUGACCUCUCUACUGUAUAGACGUCUGCAGUCCUCAUUUUUUAUUAAUGCCAAAUUACUUUGGAAAGCCGAAGCCAAAAGGAGGCACUGACAGCACAGCAGAGAACUGCAGACUCCUUGCCAUACCUGCAGCACAGCAAAAUAAUAGCUGUUGCACUUUGCUAUUUGCGUGUGACAAGGCUGAGGAACUGUGCAAGGUUUGGCUCUUCUCGCUGGCAGCUCUCGGGUAACCUUGGUGGCAGGUACAGCACAGGCAAUGAGGGGGCAAGAUAGUUCUCUUAAAACAUUGUGGUUAUUUGUUACCCAGAGUUCAACGCAGAAGAUAACUUCCAUUGAUGUUUUUAAUAAUUAUCAUAAAAGGUGUAAUAAAAGUGAGUCUUUGCCCUUUCA